GCGGCGCGGCCCAGCAUGCAGCGCGGCGCCGUUUGAAUGGCGCAGGCUCCGGGCGCUGGGCCGCGGCGGUAGCAGCGCUCUGUAGCUUCUUCUCUUCCCCUUCGGCGUGGGCCGGCCUGGUACGAUGAGCCGCGGGGAUUUGAGAGAUUAUGGCAUCUGAAGCCCACAAUGUUAGAAAACAGAAAGUAUUGCAUAUCGAAGGUCAUCCCAUUGAUCUCCCCAGGAAAAGAAUCUCUUCUUCCACUAAAAAGAUCAUGAAGGAGGGUAAGAAAUCUCCAAAACAGCUGGCUUCAUACACAAACAGAGUAACAGUUGGAAAAACGGUGACAAGUCCCCUCUCUCUUUUCAAAGUAGUAUAUUGUAAAAGAAAAGUUCAUUGCUAUACUCCAAAGCCUUGUUACAGAAAGAAACAGCUCCCUAAAUCUAGGGACUGUGACAUGGCAAAUAAAGAAAAUGAACUGGCUUGUGCAGGGAAUCUGCUAGCAAAACUGCACAAUAGUCGUACGUACUUCCUGAAUUCUAGCGACUCUGGCUCAUCUCAAACAGAAGGCCCUUCAUCCAAAUACAGCGGAUUUUUUUCAGAGGUUUCUCAGGACCAUGAAACUAUGACUCAAGUUCUUUUCAGCAGGAAUCUGAGGCUGAAUGUAGCUUUAACCUUUUGGAGAAGGAGGAGUAUAAAUGAACUGGUCACCUACUUAGUGAGGAUACAGGAUCUUGGAGUAGUAGUAGACUGCCUUCCUGUGCUUACAAAGAGUUUACAGGAAGAAAAACCAUUUAUUUCAGUUGGCUGCUGUGUAGAUCUUUUGCCUUUAGUGAAAUCGCUGCUUAAAAGCAAAUAUGAAGAAUAUGUGAUAGUUGGUUUAAACUGGCUUCAGGCUGUCAUUAAAAGAUGGUGGUCGGAACUAUCUGCACAUACAGAAAAGGCAGAGGAUGGAAAUAUUCAUAUUUUAAAACAAGAAUUAAGUGGUUUAUGGGAACAGCAGAAUCAUCUGACUCUGGUUCCAGGAUAUACUGGUAAUAUAGCUAAGGAUAUAAAUGCUUAUUUAUUACAGCUGCACUGACACGAUUGGGAAACUGUGCUUAUGUGGUGAAACAAUUCCCUGAGGUAUCCCUGAAAUACGUACUAUGUCUGAAAGCCUUUUGAGAAAUACUGGCAGAAGAGAACUGAACUGUCAAGCUGUUUAAUAAAACCACUAACAUCCUAACAAUCUACUUCACAUUGAAGUGGAAAAACGUCUAGUAGGAGCAACUUUUACUUCAGUGAGGUGAAAGUGCACUAUGAAAACUGUAUGCCUUUGCUGCAUUUGGGAUUCACUUAGUUACUAGGUAUUCAUUUAAAUGCUACUGUAUUUUACUACAACAUCGCAUAAAAGAUGAAUUAUCCUGUCAUGAAGCCAAGACAGCUGAACCAGUUACAAGGAAGCAACAAAAGCAAUCAGCAUUAAGAGCUUUUAAUCUUUCUUUCACAAGAGAACUCCAAAAUGCACAACUAUCUUCCAGUUACAUUAAAAAAAAAAAAACAAAACUUCAGAAUAUUCAAUUACUUCUCUGUUUUAGUCAAAUUAUUAAAGACAGUUUUUGUUUGCACUAUUGAGAAACUAUACAGCAAAGAUGCCUUAAUUACUAGUGUUUCAAAAAGCCAAUGUGUUAAGAUGCAGAUAGCUAUUACGUUCAGAUUGUGAUGAAAAACUACAAAAAUCAGGGUUUCACAUUGUGUAGUUAAUGAAACAUUGCACAUAUACAAAGAUUCAUGUAUGAAAAAUAUUAUAAAUACCUGAAGUUAAGCUUGGAUAAACAGUUAUUGCAAAUGUCAGCAGAAUGGUGACUUUGUCUAACAAAUGUUUUUAUAUUGUAUGUGGAUUUCUAACAUAGUAAUCUUGUUCUGUAUCAUUUAAAGUACAUGCAAAUAAGUAAAUAUAUUAAAUGUAUCUACUGUUUUUUCUUUUCAAGUUCAUAAAACAAUUUCUAGAGUAAUCUCUUCCACUGUACUUUUUAUCAUAGGUAUUUAUGUCUAUUGUUUGAAAUGUUUACAGCCAGAUGAGGCCAUGUUUUUCAAGCCGCACCCUUUUUAUACUACCUCCUUUAAGAAAAUGACAAAGAGCUUUUGCAAAAUUGAUCAAGUUCUAGCCUGAGCAAUGAUGGCAAUUUUAUACCAACAAUAGCAUUGAAAAUACAGCUAUAAACUCUUCUACUGUCCUUUUGCUAUCCUGUACUAUUUUAAUUUAAAAGCUACCGCUUAAUAGCUCUGAGGGAAUUUUGAUUUAGGCUUGCUAUUGCCUCUUUAUUUUAUGACUAGGAAUCACGCUUUUCCAAUUAAAACUUAUGAAGUGCCACCUGUUCACUUAAAACAUAAAUAUACAUGCAAAGCAUGUAUCACCAAAUAGUCUACUUCUUUAAAAAAAAUAAGUAUUUACAAGGGUUGUUUUCAUACCUAGCGUUAAGCAUGUGCACUUUUAUUGAUGUGCAAGAGAAAAGUCUUUUGAUAGCCCCAAGUGGUUUUUGCUUUACAGAUGAAAUAAAUGAAUUUUAAACUCUUGUAGUGGUCAAUAGCUUUAGGCCUCCUGUUGCUUCAUUUUGUAUUUAAUUUACAUAUCAUUAUUGCUGUCUUCUGAAAGCCAGCUAGAAAUAUAUCAUCAGAAUUUGGUGCUUCUGGUUAUUUGAAUAUUCUUUAAACCACCAAAGGUUUUGCACUUCCCAGCGCAGUCAGAGUUCUGGAACAUCCCAAAACAGAUAAAUCUAUGGGACAAUCUUGAGAUAUACACAGCCAAAUUCUUUUUGCUUGAAUUUUCAUGUACUGUUAGAGAUAUUUCACACUCGGAGUUUGAGAUAAAACUUACUGCUCUUCAAAUGUUCUUGCUGUCAAUUAAAAGUUUAAAGGAACUGUAUAUAGUAUGAUUCCAUUCUUGUAUUUACUGUUCUGUUGAGCACUUAAAUGUAAAAGUAAUAGAAGGACUAGCUUUAUAAUUUGGGUAGCAGCUGCUAAAACUCUGCAGUAUUCUCCUUGUGCAAUAAUCUAAAAGGUGAUGGAAAUUCAGAUCUUACUUUCUCUCUCUUUUUUUUUUUUUUUUAAUUUUAUUUUAAAUAGAAUGAAGUAACUCAUGGCCAUUUACUUCUGGUAAUAAUAAGAAGUAAUCAUUCUAACUGAUUAAAGUGAAAUACUCUAGUAUUCAAAAAUCCAGCUUGACUGUAGAUGUAAGUACAUGGGCUUGUAAUGAAUUCUGCAUGUGGCCAUGGAUUUAUUGAAUCGUAACUGUGGAUGGUGCUUUUGUUCUCGUGGCAAGGUAAGAUUGACUUGAGGAUCAUUCUUGAGAAAUAUCUACUAGAAUUAUGCAUUAUUUUUAACUGCCAAAAGUUGUAUUUUGACAGCAUAAAUAAUACAGUAUUAAACAUUAUGUCAUUAGUAUCUGUGCCUUAUUUUAAAUGAAUUUUCUUACUAUUUUCAGGCAGCUACAAGAUUUAUAAGAACAGGAUUCUGGUGUCUCCAUUAUGAAAUGAUUUUUCUGUCAUGAUCUUGAACUGAUUUAAACUAUUCACACUGACAUUCAAGCUCAGGUGCCUGUAUGCUCUUUAGUUCUCAAAUAGGAAGGACUUGGUUUUGCUAUAAUAGAAUGUAGGCGUAUGAUAGCUGCUCAAAGGUAACAUGAGUAAAAUGUCUUAAUAGCUAUGUAACUCCAGGAAAUCUGUGUAGUUGUCUCAGUGAAUCUAAGAAUUAAGAUUAUGAACAGUCAUGUGCACAAAUGCUAAUUUUAUGUGAUAAUUUCUCAAACUGCUGUUUCUAGGAGUGUCAAAAGAUCCAGAGAGAAUUAAUACUUUAUCCUGUAUGGUUUUGUGAUGCAGAAGCAUGAAUGUACUUGAGGAUAAAGGGUGACUCUGCAAAGCUGUUCUUCAUGUUAUACCCCUUGAUACAAAAUUAAUGUCUUUGAAAAAACUUUGGAAAAUUAAUGUCUUUUGCCUCCAUGUUCCUUGAGAGUACUUGAGGCUGUUUUGCUGAAAAGGCUUUUAUUUGAAGCAUGACCUAGGACUUACUCAUCCCCUAUGCUGAAAUUAAAGAAGCCUUCUGGUAAACUGCCUCUUUCUGCAUAGGUAAAAAAUCCUCCAAUGUUCUGUUGAUGUAAGAGUCAGGGUUUAGGUAUUGCUGAUAGCUUGCUGAAGAGUGGAGAUGGAAAAACCUACCCCAUUAAUUAGCUGAGUACAAAGAAGCUCGUGUAUCUUGACAAUUAUAUAUAGCUCCAUUUUUAAGGAGUUCCACUUAUUUCUUAGUGAAGAGUACUCUGCAACAAAAAAAAACAACAACAACAACAAAAAACAAAAAAAAAAAAACCAACAACAACAACAAAAAAAAAAAAACAAACAACAACAACAAAAAAAAAAAAAACAACAACAACAAAAAACCCCAAAAAACCAAAACUGGCAUCACCCCUACAGGAGCUUACCUUCUGCAGUAAGGUAUAAUUAGAAUGAUCUUCCCCUUUCCGUAGCCUGCCUUAUCGUUAUCAGAGGCUGCAGUUUUUGCACUUGGGGUGCAGUUUUUACGCUCCUGGGGUGCAGGAGGUAUGGGAGAGUAGGAAAGGACAAAAAAAGUACUGAUAUAGUGAGAUCAGUCCCACUGCAUUGUACCAUACCUGUGUUAAAGCUGGCUGUAUUUUCAUUUUCGGAUAUAUGAAGUGGGCAAUUUUGGAGUUACAGGUCUCUAUGCAUUUUGCAUUGAAGAAAUAAGUUUGAAGUGCUGAUGUGUGGUGUUUUGUUUGUUUUGUUGGGCUUUUUCUUGAAAUGGUGGAUGUUUUUGUGUGUAGAAACUUGAAGGUGUCUUGUGUAAAGCUUACAUUUUUUAGCUAGCAAGUGAUUGCUUUUGCCAGUUCAUCUUCCCAGAUCUUCCAGUUUUACAGAAGACUGAAUGUCUGUCUCAGUGUGGAAAUUUGCAGCUAUAUUUUGUGCCCAGUUUUCUAGUACAAAGGGAAACAGGUGGUUUGUAGUCAACUAUUUCAGAAUACAAAACCAUGCAAAUCAUGCUACUGGUGUGAAAUUAUUCCAACUUUUGUAUAAGGCAAAUUAGUUUAUGAAAGCAUUUGGUUCUUGUGUGAGGAACUUUGUUGAACUGAUGCUGCAUCAGGGGAGGGGAAAAAAAAAAAAAACCUGGUUUUAAUAGCCUUGGUAAAAGAUCAGACGGUGUAGUUUAAUUUGUCUACCUUUCUAUGCACAGUAGUCAUUGUAGGCUACAGAUAAUGAUUCACUGAGAGAAUAGAUAGAGUAUGCUUGUGUUGACAGUGCUUAUAUUAUACUACUAUAAACAAUUUGUUCUAUACUGGUUAAAUGGCUUGGUUUAUAUAUUAGAACUGAGACUAAAUACAAGUAUUGAUUUUCUCCCUCCUUUCAUUCUUCAACACUUAAUGAUGUUAUUGCUUCCUCUUCUGGUUGAAACAUACUGUGAGUAUUGUUAGAAGAGAGGAGGAUGAAAAUUCUCAAUAAAACUGAGGACUAGCUAUUUAACAUUACUCACUUUUAAGCAAUUGUGAAGAUUUUUCCCUCUAAAACUUUUCACACAGAUUUUGUUAAUACCUACUAACUGAAGUGGGUGCUCAUGGCUGCAGGUUUGAGUUUGAACUUGAUUGGAAAAAAUAAAGUAUAAAAAUAAAGCAUAACCAUAGCUGCAGGAUUUUUUUUUUCUACGGAGUACCAAGCUGGGCUCUGAUACAAACCUGCUGUAUGGGAGGCAGGAGGUGUAGCACUGUUCCUUAAUGGGAUAGAAUAGAAAUAAUCACAGAGACUUCAACUGUUGCAGAAUAUUUUUGUUUCCAUACUGACUAGAUUUUUGUAGUAUAUCUGUAUAUGUAGAUUGUAGUUGCUGAUCACAUUGCUAUAAAAUGAGGUCUGCCGAUUUGGGUUGAAUGUGAUACCUCAUUUCAGAUUCGUACAGAUCACUGCUUCAGUUCACUCGGUCAUUACUUGAACUAUAGAUGAACAACUAUGGGGUCUUGAACAUCUGUACUUUGCUGUAACAAAAUACAAGGAUGCCAUAUUUGUGUUUUCCACCCCCACCCCCCUUAAUUUUGGUGCUUAAAGCCAUUUGAAUUCCCUUUGGGAAGUGAUAGCUUCCAAAACACAUGAUGAAAAUGGCUUUACAAUUUUUUUUUUUUUUUGUAAGCACUAUGUAUAUUGUGAAACAACUAAAACAAAUCUAAAUAUCAAGAUAAUGUUACAUUCCACGGCUGCCUGCUUUUGUGGGUGUAAGUGUUGGAAUACAUAUACGCCCUGGCAUCAUACUUUAAAGUGACCUGCAGACAGUUUCAAAUAGCUCUUGUAAUUUAGGUUGAUGGCUCUUUUUCAAGUUGUAUUUAAUCUACUGAGUUUCACUUUCAGAAAGUCUGAAUUAUGUUUGGAACUUGCAGUUGCCACUUUCACUCUUGCUUCAGGUAUUCUAUGGAUGGAAAGACUUGGUACAAUUUUCAGCUUUAGAAAAAUGGCUGGUCUUUUUUGUCACAACAGGCUUUCAUUACGCCUCUCUUCUGCACGAGGCAAACUUGUUUUCUGCAAGAGUUAAAUCAUUUUUAGAGACACUUUCAGAGGAGAAUUGCCACAUCCAAGAAGCCUGUGGCAUGUUUGAUUCUAAAUGGAGGAGAAGUUGCACAAAUACAGUCAGCUGUUGGGAGAAUGCAUUUCAUUACUGUUGAGUUUUCUUAUCGCAUGUGAAUCUGCUGUGCUAGUAUCUACCUGGUCUAGAUAAAAGUGGAAUGAUGGAUUAUUGGGGAUUUGAAGUCAUAACAACUUUUCACUGUAAGAAACCAAAAUUGCUAUUUCCAUGCUGAUGAAACUGCUACAAUGAAUGCAGAAAGGAACUAUUUGUUGUGUGCUUGGUUUGAAGAGCAGAAAUCUCUGUAUGUCUGCUAAUAGUACUUUGUUUUCAAGCUGAAAGACAUAGACAUCUAUGUGUGUUUAAAACAACGAAGUUUCUGACUGAAAAGGAAAAAAACCCAUGCUGUGUUAGUUCAUUUCUGGAUGACUGUGCCACCCCCUGUUCCAGCUGCAGAAAAAAGUAAAUAAAAUUCUAAAAAUAUAAUGAACCAU
Strigops habroptila (Kakapo) is the source of this 7062-nucleotide messenger RNA. It is a transcript of the gene KATNBL1, whose product is annotated as katanin regulatory subunit B1 like 1. Gene Ontology annotation, cellular component: nucleolus. Lineage: Eukaryota; Metazoa; Chordata; Aves; Psittaciformes; Psittacidae. The record is from RefSeq and is a predicted model, not a curated record. Gene Ontology annotation, molecular function: microtubule binding. The coding region runs from base 150 to 1061 and encodes 303 amino acids. The transcript has 10 exons.